This is a messenger RNA of Tuber aestivum (summer truffle), 1001 nucleotides long. NCBI's taxonomy places the organism in Eukaryota, Fungi, Ascomycota, Pezizomycetes, Pezizales, Tuberaceae. The record is from the annotation of a GenBank genome assembly.
AUGGCCUCGCUCCUCCGUUCCUUGCUCACCAGGCCGGUUUUCAAACCAGCCUACACUACAAGAGUAGUGGUUCACAGGAGGAACUUUACCGUGGGAAAUUAUUUCAGUUCGCUACCACCCCGUCCCCGGUCCCCCGUUCUGACGGGAGUAAAAUCAGAAGAGGAAAGAAGGGCUGAUUGGAAAUGUCGCAUAGUGUCUAAGAAAUACACCAAGGACCACGAAUGGGUCCUUCUAUCCGAAUUUGGCAGCAGCACUGGUUCCUACUCUCCUCCCUUCCAUCGGGCGCUCGCAGGCUGACAGAGGGGAACUACCAGCUACUGUCGGUAUCACCGAAUACGCCCAAAAAGCAUUGGGCGAAGUUGUAUAUGUCGAGCUCCCGCGGGCAGACGCUGAGGUCGAAGCAGGGGAGGUGGUCGGCGCCGUCGAGUCCGUCAAGAGCGCGUCCGACAUUCUCUCCCCCCUAUCCGGCACCAUUGUUGAGGCUAACAACGAGCUCGGGAACAACCCCAAGUUGAUCAAUAAGAGCGCCGAAGGCGAUGGAUGGAUUUGCAAGAUUAAGGUUGAUGAUCCAGAGGAUAUUGAGGCGCUCAUGAGCAAGGAGGACUACGACGCACACGUUAAAGGGAUGGGCCAUUAGGUAUUGUUUGUCGGGCUAGCAGUGCUCUUGAUAAUUCGUUUCAAUUUUUUUUUCUUCUUUCAUGUGCCGUGUGCGUGUUCGCCGGGGAUUAACCCCUUUUCUUCUUCUCUUUCUAUCUUUUUCUCUUGUUUCUAUAAUUGUAUGAGCUUGGCACAGGAUUUGCAUUGGAAUAGAUUUGUUUGGAUGGGGUUGUUUCUGUCUGAAAUGGGUGUUCGACCUGUAGCCGAGUGAUAAUGCAUGAUUAUAGGUCUGGGCGAGGAUCAGCGCCUUGGCUACCCACCUCUUCCCGUGUGCUCGGAGAGCCUAUGAGCACGGAGAAUUGUUCCUGGGUGUGGGGUUCGGGCCACAAUUCCGAUCGCACCUA